AUGGUGGACCUUUUCAAGCAGUUCCUUAUCGACAAGACAGGCAAUCCACUAAAAGGCUGGUUGCAGUUCUUUGAUAAGAAUGGCGACAGCAAGGUCGACAGGCUCGAGUUCGAGCAGUCCUUGGAGAAAAUGGGCUACGACGGCAGUGCGGCCGAGCUGUUCGAUGAGCUAGAUUUGGAUGAAUCUGGCUCCUUAUCGAUCAGCGAAGUUGAUAUCUGGAGCUCGCAGACUUGGUCUGCCUUCAAGCGCUGGUGCGUCCACGCUUUCCGCUCGAAGGAUGAAUUCGUUUCCAAGCUCUGCAAGGACUACGAGCCGUCGGGCAGUGCUGCCAAGGGCGAGCCGCUUGAACGCAGGGGCGACUGUGCAUCCGUAACUAGGCAGCACACCAGGGAAGAGUCUUCCCCGCUGACAUCCAGUGGCAAGAUGGGCCGCGCUAAGUCGUUGUUAGAACGAAGCCGCACCACCGGCUCCGAUAUGGCAUCGGGGUUGACAACGCCCCGCAAGGGGCGGACAGCGAUUGGGCGAAGCUUCACCGUUGGCCACAGCACGGAAUCGGAGGUGACAGGCUUCAUUCAGCAGCAGUUCGUAGAGAAUGCGUCGCGGAUGGGAUGGUACGGUGGACUCGAGAUGAUGUUGUUCACGUGGUUGGACAUCCGGGGCGUCGGACUUGUCAAAUCUGAAGACGUGUCGGUUUGGUUCGACGCAGAGCACGCGUUCCAGCAACGACGGAUGGCCUUUCGGAAAAAGCGAACGCAGCAGUUAGCGCAAGCGUUGGGGAACCGCACGGGUGAACAAGCACAGCACGCGCUGAAGGCUUUCAAAGUGUUCUUGCGAUCCAAGUGGCGAUGCUUGUUCCAUGCAUGGCGAUCCAAGCUCGACCGCGACGGCUCCAUGACGGUCGCGCGGAAGGAGGUUUGGAGAACAUGCUCGGAGCUUGGCUGGCACGGCGACGUGUCAGCGCUGUGGCACUCGCUGGACUGCGACGACAGCGGCUCGUGCACGCUGGACGAGUUCACUCUUGCGGAGGCCCGCCCCCUGGCAGUCUUCAAGCGGGCAGCCGAGGAGCGUUACGGCAGCGUCGUGAAGCAGUUCCGCGCCCUGCUGAAGGCUGCGAAGGUCAAAGGCCCCGGCGGCAGGCUCGACAAGGUGGCCUGGUGUGCAGCCAGCCAUCAGCUGGGCUGCAAGUACGAUGCCCCCCUCGUAUUCGACCUCGUGGACUGGGAAGAGGCGGGCAGCCUAUGCUUGCGCGACCUGCGAUUCAUGGACGUGUGGGUUCCAGAGGUGUGGCUGGCAGAGCAGCCGGACUCCGAAGCCGCCGAGGACUUCAAGAGAGCCCUUCUUCAGCAUCAUGGCGGUUCUGUCGUGAGGGCCUGGCGGGUGGGCUUAGACAGGGACGGCACAGGCUUGGCCACGUACAAAGAGUUCAAGCUGGCGGCCCAGAAAAUCGGCUUCGAGGGCAACGUUCCAGGCGCAUUCCUCGCUCUGGACAGCGAUUUCUCCGGGUGCAUCGGGCUGGACGAGUUGAACCCCGACGCCGCAAACGAGUUGCGGCGCUUCCGGCAUUGGGCGCAUCAGAUGUUUGGCUGCGUGGUGAUGGCCUUCGAGGUGCUGGACGAGGACCGCUCGGACUCCGUCAGCCGGAAAGAGUUCCGGAGGGUCAUGAAGAGCCAUUGCUACAAGGGCGACCUGGAGCACCUGUUCAACACGCUGGAUAGCAACGAGAACGGACAUCGGACGGGGCUAGGACGAGGAUAA
Prorocentrum cordatum is the source of this 1755-nucleotide messenger RNA. NCBI's taxonomy places the organism in Eukaryota, Dinophyceae, Prorocentrales, Prorocentraceae. The record is from the annotation of a GenBank genome assembly.